Molecule: messenger RNA, 1961 nt
Organism: Panicum virgatum (switchgrass)
Lineage: Eukaryota; Viridiplantae; Streptophyta; Magnoliopsida; Poales; Poaceae
Product: NEDD8-activating enzyme E1 catalytic subunit-like
Exons: 10
Coding region: 98-1462 (454 amino acids)
Biological process (GO): protein neddylation
Cellular component (GO): nucleus; cytoplasm
Molecular function (GO): NEDD8 activating enzyme activity
Source: RefSeq, a predicted model, not a curated record
CGCACCCAUCGCGAGAUUCGCGGCACGCUGCUCCUUUAUUCCUCUCCUCCCGUCCUCCGAGAGCUCGAAGGCGAGCCAAACCCAGCGCGCCGCAGCGAUGGCCACCCCGGACGCGGAGCAGCCGGCGCCGACGGAGCCCGCGCGGUGGCGUGACCUGGACAUGCUCCUCUCCCGCCCCGGGAACCUCGUCGCGGCAUCCUUCGACCCUAGCCCCACCCUCCGGGACCAGCUGGGUAGCAUCGUGGAGGUGCUGGUGGUGGGCGCCGGCGGGCUCGGCUGCGAGCUCCUCAAGGAUCUCGCCCUCUCCGGCUUCAAGAAGCUGCACGUCAUCGACAUGGACACCAUCGACGUCUCCAACCUCAACCGCCAGUUCCUCUUCAGAGUUCAAGAUGUCGGGAAGUCCAAGGCUGAAGUGGCGGCAAAGAGGGUUAUGGAGAGAGUUAGUGGGGUGAACAUUGAGCCUCAUUUUUGCAGGAUUGAAGAUAAAGAGAUAGAGUUCUACAGUCAGUUUCACAUAAUUGUCCUCGGUCUGGAUUCAAUUGAAGCUCGAAGCUAUAUCAAUUCCGUGGCAUGUGGCUUCUUGGAGUAUGACUCAAAUGACAAUCCACUUGAGGAGACAGUCAAACCUAUGGUAGAUGGUGGAACUGAAGGCUUUAAGGGUCAUGCAAGGGUCAUCAUACCUGGAACAACACCUUGCUUCGAAUGCAAUAUAUGGCUUUUUCCUCCCCAGGUCAAGUUCCCCUUAUGUACCCUCGCCGAGACACCAAGAACUGCAGCUCACUGCAUUGAGUAUGCUCAUUUGAUCAAAUGGGAUGAGAUUCAUCCUGGAAAACCUUUUGAUGCUGAUGAUGCAGAGCAUAUGCAGUGGAUUUAUUCAGAGGCUUUAAAGAGAGCAGAGCUUUUUGGUAUUUCUGGUGUUACAUAUUCUUUAACUCAGGGUGUUGUCAAGAAUAUAAUCCCUGCCAUUGCAUCAACAAAUGCAAUUAUAUCUGCUGCUUGUGCAUUGGAAGCCUUCAAGCUUUUUUCUGGGUGCAGCAAAAAUGUCUCAAACUAUCUCACGUACAACGGUCUGGAAGGAACUCAUAUUAAAGUAACUGAGUUUGUCAGGGACAAAGAUUGCCUUGUAUGUGGGCCUGGUACCCUUAUUGAGCUGGAUACAUCAUCUACUCUUGCGGAGUUCAUCAAGAUGCUCGAGGAGCACCCCAAGCUGCGGAUAUCAAAGGCUAGCGUGACGCACGAAGGCAACAACCUGUACAUGCAGUCACCUGAGGUGCUGGAGCAGAUGACGCGGCCAAACCUGAGUGUCCCCAUGUUUGAGCUCCUCAAAGAGGCCCCGUACACGACUGUCCACGCCACAGGCAUGGCGGAGAACAACGGGAAGAAAGUGUCCUCGCUGAGGAAGCUGCGCGUCGCCUUCAAGGGCACCGAGGCCUCCAAGAUGGACAUCUCCGAGAGCUCGUAGGCGGCAGGCCUCCUGAGGAAGCCUAAGAGCAACUCCAACCCAACUCACCUCCCUGUCCAGUCCUGCCAACGUCAUCGGUCAUCUGGUUUUCGAGAGUGAGCUUGAGCCUCAUUUGAUACAAAAAAAAAAUCAGCUAGAAGGAACUUCGAUCCGGUUGCGGCUUGUCCCCUUUGCCUGGCCGGUUUACUCCGCUUGCAGCGCCGCCGUACGCCAGUCACGUAGGAUUAAACCUGAUCAUCUGUCAGGUUCGGGUCGGGUCACUUCGGGUAUUGGAUCAAAAAAUAUUGGCCCAUGUCCGGCCCAUGACAUGAUCGGGUCGGGUUGGUCCGCAAUUUUGUGUGUAAUUUUCGGGUUGGAUCGGGUUUUUUUAGUUUCGGGUCAAAUAUUUCGGCUCGUGCCCGGCCCGUCACUUGGUCGGGUCGGGUGUAAGCAUCUAGGACCUCAAUGUAUGUUUCGGUGAUUAAUGACAACUAUUAUUGUGACUAAUGAGUUUGUGCAG